Molecule: messenger RNA, 1432 nt
Organism: Glycine soja
Lineage: Eukaryota; Viridiplantae; Streptophyta; Magnoliopsida; Fabales; Fabaceae
Product: PI-PLC X domain-containing protein At5g67130-like
Exons: 8
Coding region: 47-1054 (335 amino acids)
Biological process (GO): lipid metabolic process
Molecular function (GO): phosphoric diester hydrolase activity
Source: RefSeq, a predicted model, not a curated record
AGCUUGUCUAUGUAAUUCGUAAUUUGGUGUUAAACCAAAAUAGGAGAUGGAGAACUACCUUCUCAUUGCUACUUUGAUCAGCACAAGUCUCGUAUUUGCUUGUUACAUUAUUCUCAUGGUAGGAGAUACAUGUUCUCGAGCCACUAAUGAUUGUGAGUUGGGAUCACAAUGCCUCGAGUGCAAUUCGCAAAAUCGCUGUACACGAAUUCAAACUAUAAGUCCUAUUUCAAGGGUGAAAGAUCUCCCAUUUAAUCAAUACUCAUGGCUUACAACCCAUAAUUCAUUUGCAUGGAGAGGAGUGAACUCAAGUAUUGGUUUUCCAAUUUUGGGCAUCAUGAACCAAGAAGACUCCAUUACGGAUCAACUCAAAAAUGGUGUAAGAGGAUUAACGUUGGAUAUGAAUGAUUACAAAGAUGACAUUUGGUUAUGUCAAGGACCAUGCUCUAAAUAUACAGCUUUUCUACCAGCAAUUUAUGUUCUAAGAGAGGUCAGGGCAUUCCUUAAAACACAUCCAACACAAAUCAUCACCAUUUUCAUUGAGGAUCAUGUAACAUCACGAAAUGGUGUGAAUAAGGUGUUUAAUGGAGCAGGGUUGAGGAGAUUUUGGUUUCCAGCAUCUAAAAUGCCUAAAUAUGGCGGUGACUGGCCAACCGUCAAAGAAAUGAUACGUAGGAAUCAUAGGCUAAUUGUGUUCACUUCAAAUGCUACUAAGGAGGCUCGUGAAGGAAUUGCAUACGUGUGGAAUUAUGUUGUAGAAAAUCAAUAUGGGCAUGAUGGGAUGAAGGGAGGUUCUUGUUCAAAUCGUGUUGAAUCAUUGCCAAUGAACACAACCACAAAGUCACUAGUCUUAAUGAACUACUUUCGAAAUGUACAAAAUUCUAAAGAAGUUUGUAGGGAUAACUCAUCUCCAUUGAUUAGCAUGAUGAAUAUGUGCUUCAUGGUUGCGGGUAAUCGAUGGCCUAACUACGUUGCUGUUGACUUUUACAAGAGAAGCGAUGGUGGGGGGGCUCCAGACGCAUUGGAUAUGGCAAAUAAAAACUUGCUUGAGACGUAAGAAAUGCAACGAAUGACUUGUAUAAUUAUUUUUGUUAUAUAAAGAUGAAGGAUUACAUACUGAAGAAUAUGUGUUCCAAUUAUAUGUUGAACACAACUUUCUCUCUCUUUUAAGCAUGUUAUCCCCUGCAUGCAUGGUUCCUAAUUUCUUUCCCUGGCCCCACUAGCUCUCAUGGUAUAGUAGCAACAUAACUUUUUCCCCUUGUUUUUUCUUUUCAAAUCAAUUUGGCCUUUGGCACACAUAUGCAGCUUUACUAUUUAACCAUAGUAUGAACUUGAUUUUUCCCCUUGCUAUUACUAAACAAGCAAGUUGGGUUCAUAUUUUCAAUUUUGUUGAGUUAAAAAAAUUCAGAUUAAUGGUUUCAAAAUGUUAUGCAAA